Penicillium taxi is the source of this 405-nucleotide messenger RNA. RefSeq lists its product as uncharacterized. The record is from RefSeq and is a predicted model, not a curated record. The transcript is spliced from 3 exons. Lineage: Eukaryota; Fungi; Ascomycota; Eurotiomycetes; Eurotiales; Aspergillaceae. The coding region runs from base 1 to 405 and encodes 134 amino acids.
AUGCCUCCCUCGAGUACUGACAACCCAUCAGUUGUUGAGCGCCAGGUCAAUUCCGCCGUGGAUACUGCAACCGGAGCAGUCAGUGGUAAGUUGAACAGCACUUUGAAGCUUCGAUUAACCACGUUACUAAUCUCUCACAUAGACCUCGGAUCUACUGUGGAGGGUCUCACUCAUCGCGACAUUCAACCAAUUGCAGACGCUGCCGAAGGUGAAGUGAAUUCAGUGGGAUCUGCCGCGGAGAGUCUCACUCGUCGCAAACUUCCCGGUCUGACUGAGAUUGUGAAGGGCUCGGUCACCAACGAUCUCGCCAUGCUCAGCGGAGACUAUAGCGGCCUUGAUGCUGCCAUGGCUGCCAAUAAGCCCCCGGCCCCUAGCCAUGUUGGCGAGCUCCCGGCGUCGGGGUAG